Messenger RNA from Spirometra erinaceieuropaei, 5637 nucleotides. NCBI's taxonomy places the organism in Eukaryota, Metazoa, Platyhelminthes, Cestoda, Diphyllobothriidea, Diphyllobothriidae. The record is from the annotation of a GenBank genome assembly.
AUGGCUGGGUCUGUGGCUUCUGCGCUCGUGCUCUUGCUUGCUGGUUUUGUAUUUGCAGAAGUUAAGAAGGAAGGUGAAGUGCUGGUUCUGACAGAAGAGAACUUUCGCAACGAGAUCGAUUCGAAUGACUUCGUUCUUGUUAAAUUCUGUACGUUGCCAUUUCUGAUUUGUCUUAUUGUUAGAUGCACCGUGGUGCGGGCAUUGUCAGUCUUUGGCACCAGAAUAUGCCAAGGCUGCGAAGUCGCUUGUGGAUGAAAAGUCGACGGUAAAAUUGGCCAAGGUUGAUGCAACCGUGGAGACUAAACUGGCCGAAACUUACAAGAUUCGGGGCUAUCCUACCUUGAAAUUUUUCGCGAAAGGCGAAGAAAUCGAAUACAAUGGUGGGCGUACUGCCGAAAGCAUCGUGGCGUGGGUGAAAAAGAAGAUCGGACAGGCCAUCACUGAGGUCGCAACAGUUGAGGCCUUCGAUGAGCUCAGUCAGAAGAACAAAUUCGUUGUCCUUGUUCUGUCGAAGGUAAGUGUAUUGUUAACGGACGAUAAGAAUUGCCUAGGAUACUUCGUCGAAAGAAUACAAGACCGUUGAAGAGGUUGCGAGGGCACAGGAUGUCCCAUUUGUUCUCUGCACCGACUCCAAGAUGGCGGACAAACACAAGCUGUCAUCUGGCACAAAAGUCGUGAUAUACAGAAAGGUAUGAUCAUCGACCGCAAAUGUUUUUUUUAAUCACCAUUUUGGAAAUUGGCCUCUGUCUGUCUUAGUACAAGCUAGAGAUUUGGCUCAUGUUUAGGUCUCAAUUAAUUGCUUCCACCGUAGAAGACAGCUCACCAAACUUGAAUUUCGCAUGGUGCCCGAUAACGGCAACCUGGGUUCGAUCCCAACACGUUAUCACGUUUGAACUCAAUCCAAUGUAGGAAACAAGUGUUGGCAUCGUGAGGCUUCCGGACAUGUCAUCACGAUGGGAGCGGUGGUGCGUCCGGGGAAUGCUAGCCACAUUUGCUGUCCGAAAUGUAUUUUGUGUACCUGUCCGUUCAUCAAAUUUUCUCAGUGAUUGCUUCAGACAACCCAGCUCGGUUCCAAAACAUCCACCACCAGGACAUCCCAAUUUCACUCUCUACUUUCCUCCUUUAGUUUGAUGAGCCUACGGUCGAAUACGACGGACAAUUUGUUGCGGCCGAACUAACCAGCUUUAUCCGGAGCCACAUGAUCCCGUUGGUUGUUGAGUUUGACGAAGAAACUGCAGCCCAGAUCUUCGGAAGUGAGAUUAAAUGGCACAUCAUGGUGUUUAUGGCCAAGAGCCAGGACCACUACGAACCAUACAGAAAGAUCUUAAGGGAAGUGGCUCUCGAAUUCAGAAACAAGGUAAGCAUACUUUACAUCGUUACUAACUUAGAAUGUUACUUAUGGUUUCUAAAUUUACCGUAUUAAUUGCUUCUCAUCAGUUUAACGCUAGAGGAUAGGACCUUUCCGACAGUUUGUUUCGUGCUCGUCCUUUGCAGUUUCACGACUCAAGCUUGUCACAGAGGACUAGGAAGAAAUAACAGUGGAGCUAGAAUAAGUCAGUCGCCUUACAACAUCUGAUUAUACCAUUUAUAAGUGUACUUUUAAAAGAAACCAGUCAGAUCCGGAAGCUUUCGUAUGUAUUUACUCCUUCCAUAAAUCCGACAAGUCUUGUUGGGAUCCCACUUUGCCAUGUCCGUCUGCGCCCCAUUCCUGACAGAGCUCGUUCAUCCUGACUGUUCCCAUAUGUGCGGUUGCGUUCACUAGUAGGGGGUAAUCAACAACUGAAACUAAUCCCUUGCCCAACUUUCUGUUGUGUAAAUCACUAACGCCAGAGCCUUUCUGCCAUUUCCCCAGGCGCAUGCUGUGAUAAUCGACAUCGACGUGGAAAACCAUGAAAGGAUCCUUGAGUUCUUCGGAAUAAGCAAAAAAGACUGCCCAACUUACCGUGUGGUCGAACUCGAGGACUCCGUCAGGAAGUUCAAGCCUGAAACUGUUGAUUUCAGUGUUGAAGCUCUUCGUACCUUUGUGGACGGUGUACUGACUCACGUAAUCAAACCAUACUUGCAGUCUGCCGAGCUUCCUGAAGACUGGGACAAAGAUCCCGUCAAGGUUUUGGUUGGCAAGAACUUCGACGAAGUCGCCAAAGACCCAUCGAAGACGGUGUUUGUUAUGUUCUGUAGGUGUCCUCCAGUUGCUUUGUGGUUGCUUCUCGGAGCGUCUCGCAAUCAGAUUAAAAAAUUUGUCCUUAUCCACCUUUAGAUGCCCCGUGGUGUGGACAUUGCAAACAACUUCACCCUAUUUGGGAGCAACUUGGUGAACACUACAAAGAUCAUCCCGAAAUCCUUAUUGCCAAGAUCGACUCCACCGCUAAUGAGCUGGAGGAUAUCAAAAUAACUGGCUUCCCGACACUAAAGCUGUUUCCCAAAAACGAUGACAAGGUGAGUUCAUAGUUUUUCACGAAUAAGGCGAAGUUUCUGGUUCCAGGUGUAUGCAUAAGUGAAGAAGAAGUGAGUUUGUAGUGCUUUCACCGUGAAAGUGGAGCUGCCAAGUAAACCAGGAAAAAUUUUCUGUUGCAUGUUCCAGGCUUCUGGUGGUAAAGUACCGCCUUUUGCCUCGUUUACUAGUCGUUCAUAUGCACUUUACAUUUCCGUAGCAGCUUUCGAGUUUAAAAGUGGUUGUACGGGCCUAGACAGACAAGCCUACCUGCGGCUUUAGCGGGGAGUUGGUAGUAAAAUGACCUUCAGCCGAAAUUAAUUGCGAGAUAGGCAAAGUCUUUCGUCUAAUUAGUCGCGGACUGCCAGUGGAAUGGCUACCAGGGAGCAAACCGGGGCCAGGCGCAUCGACUGUCCUGUAGGCUUAGGUUAGAAGGUGAUAUUGUGACUUGUCCGCGGUAGACACCUAUUGAGUAGAUUACUUUGCUCUACGGUUUCAACAUGCCUUAGUACUAGAAAGUACAUUAUUGAAUGGAAAAUCGGCGGCUUCUGGGGGAUCGCCCCCGCAGACACUUUCCGAGACCGUGUGGAACAGAUUUCCUGACAAACUUGCGGUCAGUGCUGCACCGUCUGUUGCAACCGAUCUUUAUUCCUACAUAGGUCCAAUGAAACGAAGAUAUAUCGAAGAUAUAUAUACCAAAUCAAGAAUAAAACCACCCAGUAUGAUGUCUCGGAUUCGCAUCUGAGGCAAAACCUUGUUUUGUACCGUACUCGUCCGUAAAAUUCCGCUCGCAAACAUCGCGCGGCGACCACUUUUGGAACAGAGCAGCCAAGUGCUGCUUGCACCGGAGUCAGUCAGUGAACGGCUAGCGUCAUUUUCUUUUGCGCUUGACCCCCAGCUACAGACCGACUUUUGAUUGCAGCUACACGAUCUAGUUGCUAAACUCUGUCGCUGCGUCUUGCCACUCGUUGACAAUGGCUGACACAGAGACGGAGUCAAACGAUUUUUCAGGCGAUCCCCUGACGAGCCUCAUUAGUCUUGAUUUUCGAUGUAGUAACAUGCUCCAGUUUCCAGUUUCAUCAUAAGCGUCUGCAUACGCGGUAGUUUAGGUACUAUAAUACAAACCGCCAUUUCAAAGAAGUCCCCAGCAAAUUCAGCGUUCAUAGCAGGUUGCAUAAUGCGAAAACCGGCACCUCCAUGGGUUCGGAUGCCCACGUUUGCUCACCUACAGCCUCACCUCUCAUGUAGUCGGCUUCUACAACUAGUUAAUCGAGGUGCCGUCUGAUAAGUAGGCAGAUGACGCUCCUGCAAUGCUGGAGUCAACGAAAUAGGUAAAAUAUUUAUUGACUUCACUCUGUGCUGUCGUAGCGACAGGAUCCGCCGGUGUUGACUUCCCGUCAGUUCCGCAAACUAACCGUUAAGUCAGACAAAUUGUUCUGCGGAACCAGCCUUCGGCAUCAACAUCUAGAAACCAUCCACUAACUUUUCGAAUCCGCGCUAUGUCUCCGCAUUAAGUGACUGCGCUUGGUGUGAAUGAUGACUUUACUACUGACAACUCAGUUUGUGUCCAGCGUUUCCGCUAAUUUGACUAGCGAUCCGUGACUGCCUUGCUCUCAUCUAAGGAGCGGAUUUUCGUCCCGCAGACUGCUAAUUACCAUGCGACUGACUAUACGGGACAAGACACCUACAUUUAUGCUUCAGUUCUUCGUCGACACUGACACCUGGAGUCUCAGGGGCAAUAAGAGGUGGUAGGGUGAGAUCAUACUGGAGGGUUAGAGCUCGACCAUCCCUGUGUCUAUCUUUAAGUUGGGAGUUAAGGGAAAGGGCCAAAAUCCUCUUCACGCGUCUGACAGACAUGCAUGUAAGGUUCUAUGCGGUUUUCAUUCUCAAGGCAUUCCGGAAGGGAGUUAUGAGAGCAACACCAACAAAACGGACUUCCUAGUUGUCCAGGCUUUUCUCCAUACAGGCAUUCUCUUAUGACCGUCGACAACCGACGGUCCGCUGUUUCCUUUACUUUCUGCGGAUUUUGAUUCAAUUCGUCGGGAGUCCCUGUCGUGGAUGAUGUUAAUAUACUGUGUGCCGACAGUUUCGCUCUUUCUGUCCACAGGAGCCUCAUAGCUGUUCAGUAUUCGACCAGGCGUUAGACGAAAAUCCAUCCUGCACGCAUCCUUUUUAACUGAACUAUUGAUUCAAUUAUCCGAAAUGCUCCGCUUUGCUUCAAUAGUGCUGAAUUUGCACCAAAAUCUUCCUACUAGUUUCAUUUAUGCUUAUAAUAUCGUUUUUCCAGCAUUAAGUUACGACGGCCUGCGAAAGAUAGGGUUCCGAACGAAGCGGAUCGACCUAUGUACCAACCAGUGCUGCAAAUCCCAAAUAUUAUUGGGUUAUUCUUCUGACCAGAAGGCGUUUUAGUAGUUGCUUGCUGCCAGUCGGGAGACGUUGUUAGCAAAUAGUAGGGACGGAUUUUCUGCCCCAGUCCACUUCCCGUUUUUUGUGGACAUUCUAAGACAUCUGUAGAUGCGCAUGUAUCCGACACUCGGUCAUUCCUGUGGUUGUGAAUGCCAGGUCGCAAACCUAGGCCAGUGAACAUCAAUUGUCAUCUACUGUUGUUGCUUCAUGACGGUCUUCCGAAAAAAGCACACGGACUCGGACUUGAAUAAGCUUUUCAACUUUCUCCACCCCAACGUCACCCAAAAAGAUAAUUUAGGGGUGUUGAGCAUGUUUAUCGUCACCUUCAUGAGUUUGGUGCUGCUGCUCCGACUUACGUCUAGCGAUGCCAAACUGAAGGAGGUAAGGGGGGGGGACCUCGACCGUUCUUGCACUUUCAUUAUUCCUAUCGUUGCUGACGAAGAUGGUUCAGUUCAGUGGAGUCCGUUGCCAAAGAUCGUUGUGCGCGUUGAGUCUGUGCUCGCGGCAUACCUUGAGUCAACUUCAUCUGACACGCUCACAGCCGUAAAGAAUACAAGCACCGGUACAAAACACUGCAGCUUCAACAGGGUCUUCCACCUACAUUCCGCUAUCAUUAGAAUUGACGUAUGAUCAAUCUCUUCUAUUGUUCUAAUAAAAACACCUUUCCCGUCCUCCCACAGGUCGUGGACUACGCGGGAGAUCGAACACUCGAGGCCUUCAAGAAAUUCCUCGAAGCCGGUGGCAAAGAAGAAGAGGGCAAGGAGGAGGAGCCCUCUAAGCCUGCCAAGGAAGAGUUGUAA